UUGCCGAGUCAGUGUGGUAAUGAAGAAGAUAAGAUAAGCCCGCCUCGGACGAUCGAGGCUCCCUCUCGAGCUCGGAACGCUAGGCGUUAUCACCUGCGCAAAGCCGGCAUCGUCUCUCUUAUACCUGCACCUCUCGGUUCCCUCAGCGCACUCGAGCACCUCGCUUGCAGUCAAGAACGAUGUCCGAACUCUCUUACCUCUCGCACGCCCGCUACGGCAAGGACAAGGUCCGCGUCUUCCGCGUCGUCCGGGAUGGCGCAUGGCACAAUGUUUUCGAAUACAACGUUACCGCGCUCGUAGAGGGAGACAUCGAGAUCAGCUACACCAAAGCAGACAACACCGUGGUGGUCGCAACGGACUCUAUCAAAAACAUCACCUACUACCUCGCCAAGACCUCCCCCCACGUCCUCCACCCGGAGAGGUUCGCGCUCCAUCUCGGCACACACCUCGUCUCCAAGUACGCGCACCUGAAGAAGGCGUUUAUCACUAUUGAGCAGCUCCGGUGGCAGCGCAUCCCGAUCGCGCAGGGCGAGGGUCAGACCCCGAAGCCACACUCGCACGCGUUCUACCGCGAUGGAGACGAUACGCGCGUGGUCGAGGCUGAGAUCGAUGCUACCGCGGGCAAGGACAAGAUCGUCGCGCAUGUGACCUCCGGCGUGCGCGGGCUGCUCGUGCUGAAGACCACCGGCUCCGCGUUCGAGUCGUUCGUGCGUGAUGAGUACACGACGCUCGUCGAGGUCGACGACCGCAUCUUCUCCACCUCGAUCGACCUCACCUACAAAUACGCCCCGCUCCCCAUCCCCGCGCCGGCUGACGGCGAAGGGAAGGUCUUCGACUACGCGCCCACGGCAGAGGCGGCUAAGGGCACCGCGUGGGACGGCGACGCCGUCGCGGCGGUCGCGCGCGAUAUCACGCUCGAGGUCUUCGCGCUGGACGAGAGCGCGAGCGUGCAGGCGACGCUGUACAAGAUGGCGCAGCGGAUGAUCACCGAGCAGCAGCACGUCCUCAGCGUGACGUACAAGCUUCCGAACAAGCACUACGUCCCCGUAGACAUGAAGUACAUCGGCAUCGACAACAUGUCGCCUCCGAAGGCCGAGGUCUUCCUUCCCCUAUCCGCGCCCAGUGGUCUCAUCUCUGCCACCGUGUCGCGCAAGUGAGGGCUAUCAAGACGAAUGGGCAAUGUAUCCGCAGGUAUAUAGGGCGACUAGUUGUAGUCUGUAUAGCGUGGCGAUGUUUGUAGGCUAUCGAGAAGAUAAACAAGGGACAUAGCA
Messenger RNA from Trametes versicolor FP-101664 SS1, 1271 nucleotides. RefSeq names its product uricase. Bases 180 to 1157 code for a protein of 325 amino acids. The record is from RefSeq and is a predicted model, not a curated record. Lineage: Eukaryota; Fungi; Basidiomycota; Agaricomycetes; Polyporales; Polyporaceae. Gene Ontology annotation, molecular function: urate oxidase activity. The transcript has 7 exons. Gene Ontology annotation, biological process: purine nucleobase catabolic process; urate catabolic process. Gene Ontology annotation, cellular component: peroxisome.